CGUAAGCUGGGUACGGAAGAAGGGUGUACGCCUACUGGAGACGAGUAGAGAGAGGGGCGCGUGUAGGAAGGAGUAUACGCGACACUCCAAAUAACCGGUGAAGAUGUAUCUGACGAUGGGACCAGCGGGGGGUGGAGGACAAGGCAUCGCGAAUGGUCAGCAACUAAGUAGUGGACAGGCCUAUGGAGGUACAACCGGUUACACGGGAGGAGGAGGGAGAAUGGGAGGAGGUAAUAACGCUUGCUAUAACUGCGGUAAGGUCGGUCACAUAGCGCGCGACUGCUGGUCGAGGCAAGGGCGGAGCAUGGGAGGACCACAAGGAGACCCUGAGCUUGAGGAGAUCAAGGAACAGUUUAGGCUGGCUCGAAAAGAGAGACUGGAACAGGAGAAGAAGAGGAAAAAGGAAGAAGAGAAGAGAAUUAGGGAGGAGGAGACCAGGAGAAACCUGGACUUCGCAAGAAAAGUUGAGGAGUUUAAGCUGCAGCUGCGCGCAGAACUACUGGAGGAAUGGAGGAAGAACUAUGCAGAAGCGGAGAAAGUUACGGGGAAGAUCGGGAAAUCGGCGAAGAAGGCAAAAAAGAAAAAGGAGAGAGACCAAACAGAGUACGGCAGACUGAAGAGGAGAAGGGCACGAAGGAAUAGGAAGCGCGGAGAUUCCUGUGAGGAUUCGGGAUCAUCAUGCUCGACUGAUGACGACAUGUCAGAUGAUACAUCAUUGGAAUCCGGAUCGGGUGGGAAGCACGCACGCACCAAGACGUACGUUAGACGAGGGACCGGGAACAUAAAGACCAAGGCUAGAACUAAGAGCAACAUGGGAAAGGGAAGGGCUGAGGAGGUGCACACACCAGUAAGGAUUUAUGAGAGGGGUGAGAGUUCGAAGGCACGGAAAGAGCCACAGGCGGAGGAAGAGGAGUGUCUGGGGACGAGAGCUGCCGAUGGGGCCGAGCCUAGGACACCCUUGACAGGGGGUUAUAAGGGACUGGCGGCAGGAUGUUCUCAGAAGGGCUUGAUAGAGUACUGUAUAUUGGCCCACAAGAUCUUCUCUGCGAAGAAGGCGGACACACUUAGGAAGAUCUGCGAGCAGAAGGGGAUCAAGUAUACCAAGAAACCGGAGAUUGUGGAGAUUCUAGCAAGACAUCAGGUGCAGCUUGCUUACAACGGCUUCGAUGAGACGCACGUCAAUGCGAACGGCACUAUGAAGACGAAGGCAUCAGGGUCACCUAGGAAAGAUUUCGUGAAGGACAGGACAACGAUGGAGAAACCAGCUAAGAGGCAGGAACCUACUAUUAUUCGAUCGGCUCCAGUGCAGCCGACUGAGGACUCGAACUGAAGGUUAAGAACACCAUCUAACACAG
Chara braunii is the source of this 1355-nucleotide messenger RNA. The record is from the annotation of a GenBank genome assembly. NCBI's taxonomy places the organism in Eukaryota, Viridiplantae, Streptophyta, Charophyceae, Charales, Characeae.